Messenger RNA from Danio rerio (zebrafish), 1969 nucleotides. RefSeq names its product calponin 3, acidic a (gene cnn3a). Gene Ontology annotation, biological process: actomyosin structure organization. Gene Ontology annotation, molecular function: actin binding. The record is from RefSeq and is marked provisional. Lineage: Eukaryota; Metazoa; Chordata; Actinopteri; Cypriniformes; Danionidae.
GCGCGGAUUAUUCAUGCACGCGGAGCGAAAAAUCAACGCAACUGUGAUUUUACUGCAACUUUAGGACUUUACUUCACUCAUUAUCUGUUGGCCUGUUUAUUGACUCUACGGUAAAACUCAAAAAGUGAAACAUGACCCAGUUUAACAAGGGACCUGCCUACGGAUUAUCCGCGGAGGUGAAAAACAAGAUUGCACAGAAAUAUGACCUACAGAAGGAAGAGGAACUUCGUUUCUGGAUUGAGGAGGUGACCGGUAUGCCGAUCGGAGAUCACUUCCAGAAAGGGCUCAAGGAUGGCGUCAUACUGUGCGAAUUGAUAAACAAGCUUCAGCCUGGAUCUAUAAAGAAAAUAAACCAUUCACAGUUAAACUGGCACAAGUUAGAGAAUCUUGGGAAUUUCAUCAAAGCCAUUCUAGCCUACGGGCUGAAGCCCAAUGACAUCUUUGAAGCCAAUGACCUCUUCGAAAACGGGAACAUGACACAAGUUCAGACCACACUUCUCGCUUUGGCCAGUAUGGCAAAAACCAAAGGCAUGGAAACUAACAUUGACAUUGGUGUAAAAUACGCAGACAAGCAGCAAAGAAAUUUUGAUGAUGAGAAGAUGAAGGCUGGCCAGUGUGUCAUCGGACUUCAGAUGGGUACCAACAAAUGCGCAAGUCAGGCUGGAAUGACGGCCUACGGGACCAGGAGACAUCUUUACGACCCCAAAACACAAACAGAGAAACCCUAUGACCAGACCACAAUCAGCCUGCAAAUGGGCACCAACAAAGGUGCAAGCCAGGCUGGUAUGUCCGCUCCAGGCACCAGAAGGGACAUCUAUGACCAGAAGGCAGCUCUGCAACCAAUGGACAACUCCACCAUUUCUUUGCAAAUGGGAACCAAUAAGGUGGCCUCUCAGAAAGGCAUGAGCGUGUACGGGUUGGGACGGCAGGUUUACGACCCCAAGUAUUGCGCCACUCCAACAGAGCCUAUGAUCCACGCCAAUGGCAGCCAGGGAACAGGCACAAACGGCUCAGAAAUCAGUGAUAGUGACUAUCAGGCGGAAUACCAGGAGGAGGAGUACCAGGGCGAAUACCAUGAUGAAUACAGAGGGCACUAUAACGACCAGGGCAUCGACUACUAGAGAACGCUGCUGCGCUGAUAGUCAAAGCAGUAUUAACACAAUGUAUAUCAACAGAGCAAGUCUUUUGCUAUGCCUUUUGCUUCUCACAUUUACCCUUCCUCUCCCAGCGCAUGUGAUUGGGUAAAACGAUUGUGAGCGGUAAGAUAUCUCAAAUCUGUCUAACCAUGCGGUCACAUUUACUUUUGCUCAGUGAAAUUCAGAGGCAAAAUCCAUUCAUUCCAAUAGCAAGCAGCACAAUUGGGAGUUGUUGAUUUGAAAUAAAAAAAAAUCUGCUUGGUUUUGACAGUGUUUUUGCUACGCUAAUGACAAUGGACCAUUUAUUGCCGUUGAAAUUUUGCUGAAAUAUUGCUCAUGUGACCGCAUGUUGAUAAUAUUAAAUAUAAUUUUUAAAAAUGUUUUUAUGAAGUAAGGAUGGCAAACUGUAAAAAGAAAUGUCUAGUUUUGGAAUGCGAUUCAUCUUUUUAUGCCCUUCUCUUGUUUAUUUUGCCCUCGCAUCUUGGAGCGAAUCGUUCUUAGCUAGUUUUAACGCUAAUUCUCCUUUGGAAAUCUUGCUCCACACCAACGCAUGGCAGACGAAAGCCUUCUAAAGACAUUCCUUCCUAAAUCAUUCCACUUGAAGUCAUUCCAUUUUAGAAUUCCAAAUGUCUGGAAAUGUUACAAGCUACAAAUGUUACCGUUUAAAAGAUUAACUGACUGGACGACCAAAAACAUUCCGCUAUUGCUUCGUUUUUAUUUUGUGCCAUAAUAUUCAGAAAAAAAAAGAUUCCCAUUGUAUUUAUUGCCCUGCUUUUCAUUAUAAACCUUCUGUCAUUUGGUUCUUUUAUGAAUAAAUUUUAUCUUAUAAAGUA